AAGAGGGUGGCGGAGUUCGGCAGGUCGGCUUGCUUGGUUCCCGCGGCGCGAGCCGUGCGGAGGUCCCUUUCUGCGGCCGCCGUCUUCAAGGCCGCGGAGCUUAGAGAGGCCUUAAGCUGGGUCCGCGGAAUCGGUGGCAUCGACCCGGCCCUUGACGUCCUUGGGGAGUCGCUCUUUUGCUGGGUCUCAGGCGGCGGCCGGAGCACCUCUGCCUCUCGGACCUCCCUUCCUGCGUCCCCGGUGACGGACGAAAAGUUCUCUUGGAAUUUUGAUUCACCGAGUGACCUUGAGCUCAGGGCGACGCCUGCCUUGUAGUUUGUGGCUGCACUCCCCUACUCAGGAACUUUGUGAGAAUUUCAGUAUAUGGAAACACCGCCCUUGUUCCAACUGUUGUCUAUCCAAAGGUCUCACUAUAAUACCAGGACCAAAGUGUUGCAUGUCAGGCAGUCAGCCAGCCACAUACUUAAUGACUCCUAAAAUCUCAUGGACUUCUAAAGAAAGGACAACUAUAUAUGGCAGUGUAAUAUGUUAAAUGUGACCAUCUGAGACAAAUACUCAAAAAUUGGCAGAGGACAACAGAAUGGAGGUGUCAUGGCCUGUGCUGCUGUCUUGGUCCCUGGGUUGUUGCGAAGCUCUUCUGGAACCAUCUGCAGUCCGGCUGCUUCACUGAGACUGACAACCAGCGCUUUGCGCCACCUUACUCUGACAAGCAUAAUGAAAUCCAAAAGGAAAACUGAUCACUUGGAGAGAACUGCCAGUGUCGUUCGUCGGGAGGUCGUGUCAGCUGCUAAGGUGUGUGGGGCUGCGAAGGAGUCGCCAUCUGUGAAGAGGCUCCGCCUGCUUGUUGAGGAUAAAGACUUUUCUUUUAAAGCUGGCCAGUGGGUUGAUUUCUUUAUCCCAGGAGUCUCAGUGGUUGGUGGGUUCUCAAUAUGCUCCAGUCCCAGACUGCUGGAAGAAGAGAGAAUGAUAGAAUUGGCAGUGAAAUAUACAAACCACCCUCCUGCUCUCUGGAUUCACAAUCAGUGUACACUGGACUCGGAAGUGGCCGUGAGAGUGGGCGGAGAGUUCUUCUUUGACCCACAGCCUGCAGAUGCCCCCAGAAACCUCGUGUUGAUUGCAGGGGGAGUCGGAAUUAACCCUCUGCUCUCCAUCCUGCGGCAUGCGGCCGACCUGCAUAGAGAAUGGGCAGACAAAGGAGGCGGCUAUGAGAUGGGGACGAUAAAGCUCUUCUACAGUGCCCAAAACACCAGUGAGCUCCUGUUUAAGAAAAAUAUCCUCGAUUUAGUAAAUGAAUUUCCUGAGAAGAUUGCGUGCCGUUUGCAUGUUACAAAACAGACAACACAAAUCAGUGCAGAACUCAAGCCAUACAUCACGGAAGGAAGAAUAACGGAAAAGGAGAUAAGUGAUCAUGUUUCGAAAGAGACUUUGUUCUAUAUUUGUGGCCCACCUCCAAUGACAGACUUUUUCUCCAAGCAACUGGAAAACAGCCAUGUACCCCCAGAACACAUUUGCUUUGAGAAGUGGUGGUAGGGAGCGGGCAAAGGUAGAAAAGAGAAAGGUGCAAAGUCUCCUCAGGAUAGCAACAGAGACAGGAUUUGUGGCGCGACGGAUUUACCCCUACUCAGCUUUGCUUUUUUUUUUUUUUUUUAAGGCUGAACUAAGUGACCAGAUGGAGUGUAAAAGAAAAAAAACCAGCUGACAGACUUAGAUGAUAAAUUUUUUACAAAGACUUCAUUGAUUAAAUUAUUUUUUACUUUAUUGAUUUUCUUUUAUUAAUAACUGAUUGUCUCAUGAUGUAUCUUGAGUUUCUUUCCUCUUAGGGAAAAAGGAGACAGAGACUUAAAUUAAUCAUAUAAAAUGUUUUGUGUGUAAAAUGUAAGCUCUCUUUAUUUGAUAGCAACCUUUGUAUCUUAUGCUCAAUAAACUUAAAAUUUAAACAAGUUCCUA
This is a messenger RNA of Lutra lutra (Eurasian river otter), 1947 nucleotides long. It is a transcript of the gene OXNAD1, whose product is annotated as oxidoreductase NAD binding domain containing 1. The record is from RefSeq and is a predicted model, not a curated record. The transcript has 10 exons. Bases 592 to 1530 code for a protein of 312 amino acids. Gene Ontology annotation, cellular component: mitochondrion. Gene Ontology annotation, molecular function: oxidoreductase activity. Lineage: Eukaryota; Metazoa; Chordata; Mammalia; Carnivora; Mustelidae.